Penaeus chinensis is the source of this 640-nucleotide messenger RNA. RefSeq lists its product as uncharacterized. The coding region runs from base 33 to 563 and encodes 176 amino acids. The transcript is spliced from 2 exons. The record is from RefSeq and is a predicted model, not a curated record. NCBI's taxonomy places the organism in Eukaryota, Metazoa, Arthropoda, Malacostraca, Decapoda, Penaeidae.
GUUGUGGCAACAAAAAAGUCACUUAGCCAAAGAUGAAGUGUUUGGCGUCUGUGCUCCUGGCGGCUGCCGUUUGCGCUUCCGAAGUUGAGAAGCGAGAGGCGGAGCCCAGCUAUGGCUAUCGUUCUAGAUACACUAUCCCAUCCUACACAGCAUACAAUACCCACCAAAUCUACAAGAGAUCUGCCGAUCCUGAAGCUGAUGCUGAGCCUUCUGUUGCUUACUCUUCCGCAUCUUACACCCCGACUGCACCCGUCUACGCUCCUUACAGCGUUCAUGGGUACCACAAGAGGUCUGCUGAAGCUGAUGCUUCUCGUGGAACCUUUCACGGAAUUUACAGCCACACUCCCAUUACUUACGGAGGCCACUCCAACCAUGGGCUCUACAAGAGGUCCGCGGACCCUGAAGCUGAGGCUUCCACUAGAUAUUAUUCUGCACCUUCUGUGUAUGGUCCAGUUGUGUCCUACGGCCAUGGUAUCUACAAGAGGUCUGCUGAAGCAGAGGCACAACCAUCCACCCCAUACGCUCCCGUGCACUACAGACCUGUUUCUCUUUACCAACCCUGAUACUACUAAGACUGGGAAUGACUGAAUGAUUUAGCUGAUGUGGGGCAUCGGUGUGUUCAAUAAAGGUGAAAAUAUCA